AUGUUGUCCGUCCUUUUGAAUUGGUCAACUAUUACUCUCAUUCGAUUAAAGAGAUAUGGCUUUGACAAGCAUGUUAAAGUAGCUGCUGCUUUUGCUUCUGCUCCUAAUUUCUUUGUUGCCAAUAUCUCCUUGAUUCCUGCAACAAAGAUGCCUAACAACAAAUUGAUAUUCAUCGAUACCAGGGAUUAUCACAAGAACAGCAAACCAGACAAACCCUUAUUGCCCCUUCCGGCACCGAUUAGAAAAGACAUCAAGACCGGGCAUUAUGAAUCCAUUGUUGAUAUCAUACAUCCAGAGUCCUUGAAAGGCUUUCCUGUACGAAGACUAGCUCUUUACACAAAGAGGCCAGCAAUAGGCUUACCCACACUGAGGAUUAAACACGAUGGCAUUAAAUUGAAAAUACGAGUAACCACCAUAGGCGCACUUUCCCCCAUCAAAAACCCCACCACAUGUCGUUUAGUGGAAAGAUAUACGGAAAUUAUCAAAAAAACGUUUGACAAGACCAGCAGUGACAAUCAAAACUUUGAGUACCUGGUAGCUCCCCUAAGGGCCAGUUCUAAUGCACGCGCAACGGGAUCAAAUUGGAUUGACAGAAAAGAAAUGAAAAAGGCUUUGGAAAAUGGUAUGGAAGAAGGCAUGCCUUUGAAUAAGGCUAAAAUACACGAUGCUAUCUUGUUUCGUAAUGAUAACCAUGAUGCUUUAUUCUAUGUCCAACAAGGUUUAUCACAAACAAUGUCUCGUAUACUUGCUGCUGCUGUUACAAAUAAAGGUGAUCUAUUCACAAGUCUAUCCAACGAGAAUGUCACUGACCACAACGCCAUGUCUAUGCUAAUUUUACUUGACCCAGUGACUGUUCGCGCUUAUCCUGUAAGCGCAAGUGUGUACCAAGCAUUACAGGUACUCCCUGAAGUAAUCAAUCGUCUAAACAUGUUUUGGUCUGUCAAGGAUUUUAAAUCUAGAACAAAAAAGGCCAGCAAUUCCUUCAAGCCUCAAUGA
Rhizopus microsporus ATCC 52813 is the source of this 996-nucleotide messenger RNA. RefSeq lists its product as uncharacterized. Lineage: Eukaryota; Fungi; Mucoromycota; Mucoromycetes; Mucorales; Rhizopodaceae. Bases 1 to 996 code for a protein of 331 amino acids. The record is from RefSeq and is a predicted model, not a curated record. The transcript has a single exon.